AUGGACUCGUACUCGUCGUACAGGGAUUCUGGCCGCUCCCCGAACGUGGACCGACCGCCUCGCGCCCGCGAUGGUUCCCGAGGCAGAGACGAUCGUUCCGAUGGCUUCUACCGCAACAGAUCACCUGGCAACGAACGACGCGAUCGCCGUCGCUCGCGCUCCCCUGUCGAUAGAUAUGAACCUCGUUCCCGUCGAGAUGACCGUGACAGAGACGAUCGAAGACGCGGGGUCUCUCCUCCGUCCAACAUUGAUCGCUAUAUUCCAAGUCAGGACAGCGCGCCGCCUGGGGCUCUCGUCAACCCGGUACCGAAUCCUUCUCAACUUCCUUACCAAGUGGGGUUCUCUUUCUUUAGUGAAUGGUGGCGCAUGAAUGAAAAGGUCAAAGACGAUAGAGAGCGCGCCCGUACUGGGCGCCGAAGAGAACCUGAACGCCCUCGCGGUACCCGCGAAUCGCAGGAGGAACGGGAGAAGGAAAAGGCGCAAAUACAGGCCGCAUACGAUGUGUACAAGGAAGAGCUCCAAGCCAAGAUGGCUCGCGCCUUUGUUAGUGAGCACAAGAAGGAACAGUGGUUCAAGGAACGCUAUGUGCCCGACAUUCGAGAUGGCUUCAGAGCAAAACUCAAUGAAGUCAGACGGGGUGCGUACAGCCAAUGGGAGCAAGAUUUGGAGUCCGGGACUUUCGAUGAAUUUUCUCUGGAGGGUAUUCCCAAAAGCGAGAGCAACGGCACAGGAGGCGUAGUCGAAAAGGAGGAGGGCGAAGCGACCGCUACCAAUGAAAUUCUUGGUGUCAGCGAUCUUGUCCCCACCAACGGCGCGGAUAUUCGCGAUGAGAACCAAUUUCAGCCAACUCUUCUCAUCAAGACGAUUGCACCUCAUGUCAGUCGCCAAAACUUGGAGGAGUUCUGCAAGGAGCACCUUGGAGAGGAAGAAGGUGGUUUCAAGUGGCUGUCGUUGUCAGACCCUAACCCAAGCAAGAGAUAUCAUCGUAUCGGUUGGGUGAUGCUUCACCCGUCUUCUGAGUCGGCCAUGCCAAUUGAUCGGGCGGACCCCAAAGACGCCGAGGAUGGUGAGGCCGCUGCCACGCCUCCCCCUGCCUCUACGGCCGAGAAGGCUUUAGAAGCUGUCAACGGCAAGACUGUGAAGGAUGAGGUGAGAGGCGAUUUUGUAUGCCAUGUUGGUGUGCAUAAUCCACCUGGCAAUCCACGAAAGAAGGCUCUCUGGGAUUUGUUUUCUGCUCCUGAGCGUAUUGAUAAGGAUUUACUACUUGUACAGAGACUUGUGAACAAGUACGAGGAGGACUUUGGCUCAGAUUUUCAGGCCAUCAUCAAAAUCGAAGAAAAGGUUGAAAACCUCAGGAACUCGGAGCAGCUGAAGCCUGCAAUUCCUCCUGCGCCACGCAAGAAGGCCACAAAGCCCAAGGAAGUGUCGAUGGAUGAGGCCAUGGACGGUGAGGAAGAGGAGGGCAUGGCUGUGGAAGAUGAUGAAGAUGAGGGUGUCGCGGAUGAAGAUGAAGUGGACGAUGAAGAUAUGCUGGUCAAGAAGAAGCAACUUGACCUGCUCAUCGAGUACCUGCGACGUGUCUUCAACUUCUGCUUCUUCUGUGUCUUUGAGAGUGACUCUAUUCACGAGCUCACACGCAAGUGCCCUGGUGGUCAUCUGCGUCGCCCUCGUAGUACUCUUUCUAGCUCGGCUAGAGAGGUUGCGAAAGCUAGUGCUGAUGGCAGCCCCUUCCCUGAGAAGAAGCGUGCAGAAGGUGAUGAGGAUCUCGACGUGGAUGCUCUGGAGAAUGACAAGAAAUUCCGCAAUACGUCGAGCAAGACCGAGCAGCAGUUCAUGCGAGCUUUUAACUGGGUCAGGACGUUUGAGGACAAGGUUCAACAAAUUUUAGAGCCGCAAUCCUCAGAUCUUCGCAAGUUGGGGGGACGUCCAGUGGAAGAGGCUGUCGAGACUGAACUCAUGAAGCACGUCAAGCAGGAAGAUGAGCACAAAUGGCGAUGCAAAGUUCCAGAGUGCAGCAAGUUGUUUAAGGAAGAGCAUUUCUGGAAGAAGCAUGUCGAAAAGAGGCAUUCCGAAUGGCUUGAAGCGCUCAAGGACGAAUUCGAACUGAUAAAUGCAUAUGUCCUCGAUCCCUCACAUAUUGCGCCGUCUCGCACUGACGCAAACUCAAACGGGCAUUUCCCCCAACCCAACGGUAAUUCUGCAGCCGGAACACCCCGUGGCUUCAGUCUGCAGAAUUUCUCGUCCAACCCAAUGAUGGUGCCAGGCUUCGCAGCCGGCGGCGUCCCCGGUGGCUUUCCAGGCAUGCACGGCAACGGGUGGAAUGGAAUGGACCACGACCGUGCCGGUGGCCCAAUUCGACGAGGAGGCAUGUCCAACCGGGGUCAGUAUCGCACUGGUCCCUAUGACCGCCGUGGUGGUCGCUUCGAUGGCGGCCGAGGCAGAAUGGGUGGCUCUCGCUGGGGCGACGGUGCCGGGGCCGGUGCUGGUGGGCCACGGGAGGCUGUCCAGGGACGAAGCUUGAAGAGCUAUGAGGACCUCGACCAGGUCUCUGGUAACGGCAGUGGUGAGCUGAACUACUAA
This is a messenger RNA of Akanthomyces muscarius, 2580 nucleotides long. RefSeq lists its product as uncharacterized. NCBI's taxonomy places the organism in Eukaryota, Fungi, Ascomycota, Sordariomycetes, Hypocreales, Cordycipitaceae. The coding region runs from base 1 to 2580 and encodes 859 amino acids. Gene Ontology annotation, cellular component: nuclear body. The transcript has 2 exons. Gene Ontology annotation, biological process: primary miRNA processing; mRNA processing. The record is from RefSeq and is a predicted model, not a curated record.